Messenger RNA from Sungouiella intermedia, 750 nucleotides. NCBI's taxonomy places the organism in Eukaryota, Fungi, Ascomycota, Pichiomycetes, Serinales, Metschnikowiaceae. The record is from the annotation of a GenBank genome assembly.
AUGAUUGACUUAAAGAAUAAGAACGCUCUCGUGACAGGUGGAUCUGCAGGUCUUGGUGCUUCAAUUUCGAAACAAUUAGCUGCAGAAGGUGUUAACUUGGCAAUAAACUAUUCUUCUUCAAAAGAAAGAGCGGAGGCUUUGGCUGCAGAUCUCCGCGAUCAAUAUAAGGUUAAAGUUGUGGUCAUUCAGGCAGAUGUUUUUGGAGGAGCUGCCAUCGUAGAUAAGCUUGUGGAGGAUGCUCACAGUCAAUUGGGUGGAUUGGACAUAGUUAUUUCCAACGCAGGGUGGACGAAGUACAUUACCUAUGAUAGAUUGGAUGAAUUGGACGACGAAGUUUGGGACAAGUGCUUCCAGGCCAACAUUAAGACGCACUUUUACCUUUUCCGUGCAGCUAAGAAGAUAUUCGACGCCAACCCGGAGAGUGGAACGUUCAUAGUCACGUCCUCUUUAGCUGGAAGAAUUGUUUAUGGAUCCAGUAUGCCGUAUGCUGUCAGUAAAGCAGGGUUGAUCCACUUGGUGCGUUUCUUGGCCCAGGCUCUGAGCGUGCGUGUUCACGCAGUGUGUCCAGGCAUUCUCUUGACCGAAUGGGGUAAGCUGUUCCCUCCUGAGAGAAACGAACGUGCCAUUGAGAGAUCGCCAAUCAAGAAGUUGGCAGAUGUUGAUGAGACUGCAGCAGAGUUUGUGUUUCUCUGCAAGCUUUCAACUUCGACUGGUACGACGGUAGGAAUAGAUGGAGGAUUGCUAGCUUGA